Tribolium madens (black flour beetle) is the source of this 1694-nucleotide messenger RNA. Its product is annotated as armadillo repeat-containing protein 6 homolog. The record is from RefSeq and is a predicted model, not a curated record. Bases 216 to 1598 code for a protein of 460 amino acids. Gene Ontology annotation, biological process: hematopoietic progenitor cell differentiation. NCBI's taxonomy places the organism in Eukaryota, Metazoa, Arthropoda, Insecta, Coleoptera, Tenebrionidae. The transcript has 8 exons. Gene Ontology annotation, molecular function: protein binding.
AUUUCAGUCACUGUCAUUUUUGUACAAAGUGGCACGAAACAAGAAUUGUUUAUUAAUAAUAUUUUUUAUAAUUAUAAAUUACUUCCGCAUUUAAAAUACAAAAUUUUCAGUAGUUUGAAAUUAAAAAGUAGCUUUACAUUUGUGAUCUUAAUACGCGGGUUUAAUUUUUUAGUAAAGUUACUCUAGCAUAAAAUUUUUAUUAAUCAUUUCCUAAAAUGGUAUUGGUGAUAUCUCAACAAACUUUCGACGAAGCGGUUCAAGAAAAUAUGAAUGAACUUGGCUUAUCUCAAGAAGAGGCUGUCGCUGAAGCCAUCAAUCAAUUUGAAGCUCAAGGAGUUGACUUGAGUCAAAUUAUCACCGACCCUGAAUCUUUUAAAAAUCUGUCGGAUACAGUUAAAAAGCUGGCCGAGUUUCAAGACAAAAGGCUGACUCCUGAAUGUAUUGAACUGUUACAAGACCUAAAAAAAGAAUGUGAUAAGGGACUCCCACAUAGAGUCCAAGCUGGCAAAGAUGGUGCUUAUGAUGUGAUACUAGACAUUCUCCUUAAAUCUCAUGCCGAAAAAGACAUAAUGGAAGCUGCAAUUAAAGCAAUGGUGUCAUUGAUGACUAAACAACCUGAUCUUCUUGACGAGAGAGGUGUUUUAGUCAUUUUGAGUAAUCUGGACAAAGGUGAACCAGAAACACAAAAAUAUGUGUUAAAAUGGUGUAAAGAAUGUUGUGUAAUGCAUGAAAUUAACAGGCAAAAAUUAAUUGAACUAAACAUCGUGAAUAAAUUAUCCAAACUUUUGGUAGAAGGAAACCCAGUUAUUUUAAGAGAUGUACUUGUUGUUUUAAGAGCCUUAACUUUGGAUGAUGAUGUCCGUGUUGAAUUUGGACAUGCCCAUGAACAUGCACGUAUUAUAGCCACAGAAACGUUACACCAUCUCAUCGAAUUGAUUAAAAGAUUUCAAACUGAAGAUAUUCUUGUUAAUGAUUUAAUUCUCACUCUUUCCGCUUUGCUUGUAAGAAAUGAAUUUUGCAUACAAGUAGAUGAAGCUGGUGGGAUUGAAUUAAUUAGUGAAGUUAUGACUGCUUUUCUUAACAACGAUAAAGUUGUAAGACAGUGCUUUAAAUUUCUUAAAGCCUUAGCUGGAAAUGACGAGUGCAAAGUUCACAUAAUUCAAAAAGGUUUAGCCCCAGUCAUUUCAGAUGCGUUGAAUGCUCACCAGGAUAAUGUUCCGACAGCUGUGGGAGGUCUCAGUUGUGUGGCAGCUAUAUGUUUGAGGUCUCCAGAGAAUAGCAAAACGUUAUUUGAAGCAGCUUUGCCGGAAGUCAUAAUUUCGAUAAUGCAAAAACAUCCAAAUGAAAAAUCGGUUCAGAAAUCUGCAAGUUGGGCAAUACGUAACAUGGUUUCACGUAGUCGCUACCAAAAUGAACAUUUCCUGGAAUUGGGUGUAGAAGAGUUGCUUAAGAACAAUUUAGUGAAAUUCAAGGACUUUGAAUAUGACACUAAGGCGGCUUUAAGAGACUUGGAAGUUAAGGUGGAUCUGAAAGAGGAGUGGACCGGAAAAGGCGGAAAAAUCACUUCUGAAAGUAGCUUGACCAUCGUCAAUAAUUGAUUUUGGCAUUUAUGACAUUUAUUAUACUCCCAAUUAAUGUAACUAAUUUAUUAAGCUUUGUGUAACAAGACUAAAAAUAAAGUUUUUACAUUUUAA